GAGUUUUUCACUUUUCAAGUGUCAGUGGGCCGAUAUUCGAAGAGGUGUUCAGCGUGAUCAAACAGGAGUGACAUUAGUGGAUUUUACUCGACCCGGAUAUCGUGAUGAUCCGUUUAUACUUGCAUCCCAAGCUGAACAAGUUUUUUAUGUAGAGGAUCCCUCAAACAAACGAUGGUCAGUUGUUUUACCAGGUAAGAAAAAAUUAAAUGUGGAUGAUUGUGACGUUGGAGAAGAUGAUUAUAUUGAAGAUAUGCCGUCAUUGUCCACUGGCAUGCAUGACAGAAAUGCAACAAUCGAUUACAAUGAAGAUGAUCUUUCAUUUGUUGGAAAUCAUAACGAUGGCAUAGAAAUUUUCUUCAAAAAGUCAAAGUGAUAUCAUGAGUGAAUUGAGCUACACACUAUGAGUGAUAGUGAUGGAGAUGAGUUUAUUCUCAAUGAGGAACCUCAUGUUACGGCGGAGGAACAUAGUAGCAGUGGGCGCAGAACUAGCGACGGGAAAAAAAUAGUUGAUUUUGAUAAAAAUGGUCAGCCAGUUGGUGCGUGGGCGGAGAAGUUCAAAUCUUUUGUGGGCAAGAUAGUACGUGCUCGGGUAAACAUCAACAUUGAAAGUUGGAAACAUGUCCCCGAAUCCCUAAAAUUGCAGAUGUGGAAAGAGAUCCAG
Molecule: messenger RNA, 661 nt
Organism: Cuscuta europaea
Lineage: Eukaryota; Viridiplantae; Streptophyta; Magnoliopsida; Solanales; Convolvulaceae
Source: the annotation of a GenBank genome assembly